Fusarium proliferatum ET1 is the source of this 987-nucleotide messenger RNA. RefSeq lists its product as uncharacterized. The transcript has 2 exons. The record is from RefSeq and is a predicted model, not a curated record. The coding region runs from base 1 to 987 and encodes 328 amino acids. Lineage: Eukaryota; Fungi; Ascomycota; Sordariomycetes; Hypocreales; Nectriaceae.
AUGGGCUGUUCCUUGUCGAAAACUCCUAAAACAGAGUCUCGUAACGAAAAUCCUCCGCAGGAGGAUCCUGAGCAAGGCGACGAACAAGGUUUCCCGCUACCAUACCAAGAUCCCAGAGCGCUUGACGAUGAUAAUGCAUUCCCUCUCGAUGAAAGUGACAUCUCCUCUGUCUCUGAUGAGGAGCUUCUGUCAGCUUACUUGAAGGCGCCUCAACUUCAUCAUUAUGGUGCUGUCACAAUAUCGCGUAUUUCCAAACAUCUUGCCAUCAAAGGUGGCCCAGGCGUGCCAAAGAGCGAAGCAGAAAAUAUGAAGUUUGCUUCCGAAACGCUGCAGCUUCCAGUCCCCAAGGUCCAUCGCACUUUCACAGCCGAAAUUCCAGAGUUCGCAGGGAUGCCUAACACAAGCCUUAUUGAGGGCCAUUUCAUUGUCAUGGACUAUAUCCAGGGAUCGUCUCUUGACAAGAGCUGGCAGACAUUCGACUUGACUACCAAAGAAACUGUCGCACAGCAGGUCGCGGAAGUGAUCAACAAGAUGCAAUCUACCGUCCUUAAUCACAUACCUGUAGGACCGAUCGGGAGAUCGCAGGACGAAAAGUCCCAAGGCCCGUGGUUCACAGACUACGGUGCAGGGCCUUUUGACACGCUGAAAGAUCUUGAAGACUGGUGCAAUCACAAGAUUGAUAUCUGUGUCAUGGUUAAGCAACUACCGCCCGAUACUACGAAAUUCGAGUUCAAAGACAUAGUCCUUACCCACCAAGACCUGGCACCGAGAAACUUAGUUGUCGACAAAGAUAUGAAGUUAUGGGUCCUUGACUGGGGCUGCGCUGGCGUGUACCCGAAAGGAUUUGAACAAGCUGCGCUGCAGGUCCAGGCAUGGAACGAGGAAUAUGCUGAAAUGGUGCUGGAGAGACUUUCAGACCGACAAGCGUUCAUGAUUGGUAAACUAGCUGAUAUCGCGUAUGGGCUUUCGACUGGUCGUGCUCUUUGA